AUGGCCGCCCAGUCGACACUCCGGAGGCCGGAGGAUCCCCUCCUGGCGCUCUACCUCCGUUACUCAGAGCUACUGCGCUCACGCAUGAAACAUCCAAGGACGCAACUGAUCGCUACCAUUGCGCUGCUACUAUCGAUUAUCGGCUCAGGCUAUGGAGGAUACAAAUGGUUCCAUGAGCGGGCCAAGGAGCGUGCUCAAGGCCAUCGAUUACAUCGACGAAACUCUGGCAUCAGAGGCAAGGAUGGGUCCCGCACGAUCUAUGUUCCUUACAAAGAAAGUACCUCGAAGGUCUUGAUCCAUCCGACUAAGCCAACAACCUUUGAUGCCCAUCGGCGACUAUUCUUGAACCCACCGGCAUCAGCUCGCAGCAGUGAAGAUGGGUCUGCGAUCCCUCCACCAACGACCAAGCCUGGACUUAAUUUGGCCUUUUUGCACCAGUUUUUGAGUUUAGGAAGCAUUAUGGUCCCACGAUGGGGUAGCAAGGAGACCGGGUUAUUGAUGAGCCAUGGCGUGUUCCUGCUACUUCGAACGUAUCUAUCGCUGCUUAUCGCACGGCUUGAUGGAGAGAUUGUCAGGGAUCUGGUUGCUGGUAAAGGAAAAGCCUUCCUCUGGGGUAUCGUCAAGUGGUGCGGCAUCGGUACCCUCGCCUCCUACACGAAUGCGAUGAUCAAGUUCCUCCAGUCUAAGGUUUCGAUUGCCUUCCGGACCCGCCUAACGAGGUAUAUCCAUGACCUCUACUUGACCGAAAACCACAACUUCUACAAAUUGAUGAACUUGGAUGGCGGCAUCCAGGGCCCCGAUCAAUUCAUCACGCAAGACCUGACCCUGUUCUGCACCGCUGCAGCAUCACUGUACUCAUCAUUGGGUAAACCUAUGGUGGAUCUGUUUGUCUUCAACUACCAGCUUUACCGCUCUCUUGGUCCUCUCGCUCUAAGCGGAAUUCUCACCGGCUAUUUCAGUACGGCUGUGGUUCUCCGGAAGCUAUCGCCGCCAUUCGGGAAGCUUAAGGCCGUGGAGGGCAAGAAGGAAGGUGACUUCCGCGGCCUCCACUCUAGACUCCUAGCCAAUGCCGAGGAGAUCUCGUUCUACGGCGGAGCCGACACCGAGCGUGUCUUCCUCGUUAGGAGCUUCAAAGAGCUCCAGCGGUGGAUGGAGGGGAUCUACAGCCUUAAGAUCCGCUAUAACAUGCUGGAGGAUAUGAUCUUGAAGUACUCUUGGUCCGCCUUUGGCUAUUUGGUCACCUCUUUACCUGUCUUCCUUCCUGCCUGGGGCGGAUUGGGCGGCGCGAUGGAGCUAGCCGAUGCUGCAGGAGGCCGCGAGCGAGGCAGAAUGAAGGAAUUCAUUACUAACAAGCGACUGAUGCUCUCGCUUGCGGAUGCGGGUGGCCGUAUGAUGUACAGCAUCAAGGAUAUUUCGGAACUGGCAGGAUACACUUCGCGUGUAUACACCCUCAUCGCUACCCUUCACCGGAUUCACGCCAAUGCAUACUACCCAAAUCGCGGCUCAGAACUGUACUCCCUUGCUGACGUCCAGGGUACUACCCACAAUGGCUUCGAUGGUGUCCGCCUAGAGCAAGUUCCCAUUGUCGCCCCCUCCCUCUAUCCAAUGGGCGGCGAUGAACUGAUCGAAUCCCUAUCAUUUAUCGUCCACUCUGGCGACCACCUGCUCAUUUCAGGGCCCAACGGUGUUGGCAAGUCUGCUAUUCCCCGUAUCGUGGCUGGCCUAUGGCCUGUCUACCGCGGUCUAGUCAGUCGGCCCCGGCCCAUUGGGCUCGACGGCAUCAUGUUCCUCCCCCAGCGCCCCUACCUGAGUGUGGGUACCUUGCGUGAUCAGGUUAUCUAUCCUCAUACCGAAAUUGAUAUGCGAGAGGGUGGUGAGUCCGACGCAGCCCUGCAGAAGAUCCUUGAUGCUGUACACCUAGGCUACCUGCCUCAACGCGAAGGUGGCUGGGAUGCUCGCAAGGAGUGGAAGGACGUGCUGAGCGGUGGAGAGAAGCAGCGGAUGGCCAUGGCCCGUCUGUUCUAUCAUGAGCCUCGCUAUGCGUUUAUCGACGAAGGCACUUCCGCCGUCUCCUCCGAUGUGGAGGGCGUUCUUUACGAGCGAGCCAAGGAGCGCGGUAUCACACUCAUAACCAUUUCUACCCGUGCAUCUCUCAAGAAGUACCACACCUACAACCUGACCCUUGGCCUCGGCGAAGGUGAUCUUUGGGAGUUUGAGAGAAUCGGCACCGAGAAGGAGAAACUCGGGGUCGAAAAGGAGCUCCAGGAGCUGCGCAAGCGUCUGGACAAGGUUGACGAGUGGAAGAAGCGCCGGGAGGAAAUUGAGAAUGAACUUGGCAAAGUUUGGGCUCAUGAUGGGGAAGUCGCUCCUCCUCCUUACCAAGAAGAGGAAGCGAAGCCAGUAUCUGAGACUGGCGCUGAGGCACCUGUUGAGGAGAUUGAAGCGAUCACGAAUUGA
Messenger RNA from Penicillium subrubescens, 2457 nucleotides. RefSeq names its product putative peroxisomal ABC transporter (PXA1) (gene pxa1). The transcript has a single exon. Gene Ontology annotation, biological process: very long-chain fatty acid catabolic process; fatty acid beta-oxidation; peroxisome organization. Gene Ontology annotation, cellular component: peroxisomal membrane. Gene Ontology annotation, molecular function: ATP hydrolysis activity; ATP binding; long-chain fatty acid transmembrane transporter activity. The coding region runs from base 1 to 2457 and encodes 818 amino acids. The record is from RefSeq and is a predicted model, not a curated record. NCBI's taxonomy places the organism in Eukaryota, Fungi, Ascomycota, Eurotiomycetes, Eurotiales, Aspergillaceae.